AUGGCUUUCACAAAAGAAAAAGAUGGAUCUAAGGGAUUUGUGAAGAGAGUGGCUUCAUCUUUCUCCAUGAGGAAGAAGAAGAAUGCAACAAGUGAACCGAAGUUGCUUCCAAGAUCGAAAUCAACAGGUUCUACUAACUUUGAAUCCAUGAGGCCACCUGAAACAAAGAAGAUUUCAGAUGUCACAAACAAAACAAGGAUCAAACCAUCAGGUGGUGUAACACCACAACCAAGAAGGGAAAAGAUUGAUGAUCGUGGUGGUGGGAAGAAUAAGAAGUUUGGAAAAUGGAGAAGCUUUGAUGAUAGUGAUUCCAUCUGGUUAUCUUCAGAUUGUGCAUCUCCUACUUCUCUUCUUGAGGAGCGCAGAUUAUCAGUAUCCUUUCUUUUCUCAGUUGAUGAGAGUGUAGUCUCUUGGUUAUCAAACCUUGCCAAAUCGUCCCUUUCUCUGAAUCAGCAAGAAGUAAGUCCCAUCAAAGACCGUCCCAGGAUCCCAAGGAACACUAAAGAGAAUGCAGAGAACAUUCAGAAGAAAGAUUUGUCUUGUUCUGCUCUAAAUCUCACCGUUCUUGAUUCUUCUAAUCAGAGUUCACAAGGAAAGAAAGUUAGUUUUUCGCCAUCUUCUUCAGGUACAAAACUUGAUUCAGGGAAUUCUUCUCCUUCUCUGUCAAUCUCCUCUGAUUUGCCGUCUGGUCCGAAUAAUUUGGUUCAUGAGAAAAAUUGGAAUGAGAAAAGUGCAGAGACUGUGGAUUCUAAGAACAGUAGUAAUGUUGAUGAGCCGCUUUUCUGGCCAUAUGAACAGAGAUUUGACUGGAGACCUGAGGAUAUCCUGAAGCAUUUCUCAAUGUCACCUCGGAGAAAGAAGUUAUUGAAUGCCAAAUUUUCUGCAGGUACCUCCCCAAGAUCCAUGAGAGCACAACUUCUCCAAGCAAGAAAACUAGAUCUUAAAGAUGGUUGUAAGAGAAAGCUUGUGUUCAAUGGCCCUAUAACAAACGCAUCCAAGAUUCCAGAACUCAAAAGAACUACCAGCAAUAGCAGCAACAAGAAUAACAACAGCAUGAAGAACGAGCCAACCAAGAACUGCGUGAAGAGGAACAAAAGUUUGCCAUCAAGGUUGAGAAAAUCGAGCAAAACAUGUUCAAAGGUCGUGCCUGUUGAAAUGGGUGAAGGAGUGAUUGCAGCAGAGAGAGCCAAAGUGGAAAUAACAGCUAGAAAGCUCAUAAACCGCAGAAGCAAGACUAUGUUGGAAGACGAUUUCGCAUUGAUGAAUGAUUUCUCAAUAGAGAACGCAGUGGGGCUUGGUGAGUUCAAAGGUAGAGAGGGUAUAGACUCAGAAUUUAACUCUGACACAUUCUUUUUUCAUGAUUCUCUUUGAAACCAUAGAUUAUAUAUAGUUGCCAGAAACAAAAACAAAAAA
Molecule: messenger RNA, 1413 nt
Organism: Capsella rubella
Lineage: Eukaryota; Viridiplantae; Streptophyta; Magnoliopsida; Brassicales; Brassicaceae
Exons: 1
Coding region: 1-1371 (456 amino acids)
Source: RefSeq, a predicted model, not a curated record